AUGAUUAGAUAUCGAGGCAAGAAGAAGGUAAUAGACAAAGUGAAAGAGUUAGAUGCUUUUUCCAAAGUUCCUGAUGAGUACGUGGACAGUACGCCGGUAGGAGGAACAUUUUCAAUAAUAACGUUUUUUAUUAUCAUGUGGCUCGUUUACAGUGAAGUUUCAUACUUUCUAGACAGCAAUCUGGCUUUCCGGUUCAUGCCAGACACAGAUAUGGAUGAAAAGUUAAGAAUAAAUAUAGAUAUAACCAUUGCAAUGCCUUGCUCCAAUAUUGGGGCUGAUAUUUUAGACUCUACUUCACAAAGUGUCUUUGGCUUCGGCGAAUUGCAGGAAGAAGAUACCUGGUGGGAACUUACACCAGAGCAAAAGAACGCCUUUGAAGCAGUGAAAUAUAUGAACUCAUAUUUGAGAGAGGAAUAUCAUUCUGUGUGGCAGUUACUAUGGAAAAAGGGGCAUGGCUCUGUCAGAGCAACUGUUCCGCCUCGGAAAACUAAACCUAAUCGAAGACCAGACGCCUGUAGGUUACAUGGAGUGCUCACAUUGAACAAGGUUGCUGGAAAUUUCCAUAUAACAGCGGGGAAAAGUUUACAUUUACCGAGAGGGCACAUACACUUAAAUAUGCUCUUCGAUGACACCCCACAGAACUUUAGCCACAGAAUAAACAGACUGAGCUUUGGCAGUCCUGCUAAUGGCAUUAUAUAUCCAUUGGAAGGAGAUGAAAAAAUUACUUCAGAUGAGAGCAUGUUAUAUCAGUAUUUUUUAGAAGUUGUGCCGACUGAUGUCGACACUACAUUUGAAUCUAUCAAGACCUUCCAGUACUCUGUCAAAGAGCUGGCAAGACCAAUCAGCCAUAGCAAAGGCUCGCAUGGCGUUCCAGGAGUGUUCUUCAAAUAUGAUAUGGCGGCAUUAAAGAUUCAGGUCUACCAGGAAAGGGAAAAUUUAUUACAAUUUAUGUUACGUCUAUUCUCUAUAAUUGGUGGUAUUUAUGUCAUCAUUAGUUUUAUUAAUACUUUAGUUCUUACCGCUAAGACAUUGCUAGUUAAGAAACCAGAUGUUAAGAGGCAUGAAGACUCUUCGCCCAAGUAUAUGAAGAAGAAUCUCUUGUUAACGACACCUGAUCUCAUCCCGGUGGACUUAAAUCAAUGA
Molecule: messenger RNA, 1143 nt
Organism: Danaus chrysippus (African queen)
Lineage: Eukaryota; Metazoa; Arthropoda; Insecta; Lepidoptera; Nymphalidae
Source: the annotation of a GenBank genome assembly